AUGUCACAAACCGCAACAUCGAUCGAACUUGUGAGCUACCCAGAGACAUCGAUCCCAGCCCUCACAGCAAAACCAUUGGGCAAUGGAGGAAGCAAGGAUACGCCGUCGAUAGCGGAGGAUUUACGUCCCAUCAAUGUGGCCCAGGAAUCUUUCGCUGCUGAACAGCGAGAUGGUCCUGGCAAAGGAACGACGGCCAUCGUCUUGGUGACAGUUGUUUGUGUUACCAUGGUCAGCUCCAUGCUGUCGGGUGUCAUGACUGUCACUCUGCCUACGGUCGCACGAGAACUAGAGCUCGCACCUAGUGUACUCUUAUGGCCAAUCUCUAUCUACGCUUUGACCUGCGGCUGCACUCUACUCCUCCUCGGUUCCGUCGCCGACGUCGUUGGCUCCCGACCUAUGUAUUUGGUAGGAUGUCUUCUCCAAUCCGCCUUUACACUAGCAUGUGGAUUGGCGCAGACCGGAACACAGCUCAUUGUCUUCCGUGCCUUCGCCGGCGUAGCAAUCUCCUUCUGCCUCCCCUCGGCUGUCAGUAUCAUCACGAGCACGUUUCCAGAAGGCAAGAGCAGGAACAUUGCAUUCGCAUCCAUGGGCGGUGGCCAACCCAUAGGCUUCUCAUUCGGACUCGUGCUUGGGGGUAUCUUCGCUGAUACCAUCGGAUGGCGGUGGGGUUUCCACCUCAGUGCGAUCACUAACACGAUCGUCUUUGUUCUUGGGCUGUUCGGUCUGCCAAAAGUCGACAACAAGCAGCCGCAUGUCUGGUCUCGCCUGAAGAGUGAAAUUGACUGGGUCGGCAUCCUCUUUGGAAGCGCAUCAUUGGCGCUCCUAUCAUACUGUUUCGCUUUGAUCUCCGAAGAAACUGCUAGGAUCCGAGAGCCCACGACACUCGGUCUGCUCAUUACUGCGAUUGCUCUCAUCCCGGCAUUCAUUUUCUGGGUUGGCAGGCAGGAACGACUGGGCCGGCCCGCUAUCAUCCCGAAUUCACUCUGGCGCAACCGCAUCUUCAGCAUCAUCUGCAUCGGGGUCUUCAUCACAUGGGGAACUUUCAAUGCGGUGGAGUCGUACCACACGCUCUUCUUCCAGAACGUGCAGAAGCUAUCGGCAAUCCAGACGUCGAUCCGGUUCCUACCCGGACCAGUAGCCGGGGCUCUCGCCAAUCUGGUAAUGGGCCUGAUUGCUCACCGGAUCCCGCCUAGUGACAUCUGGACGCGCAACCAGGCCCAGGCCGAACGCACCCCCGGCGCCGCCUGCAUCCCGCGCCAUGAUCAUCACGUAGGUCCUGGUCUCGAACACCUCUCCACAACCAUCAAUGAGCCCGACCUACUAGCCGUCCCGUCACCCACCAUGCUCAGCGGACCCCCGAGGGCCAUCCCGCUCGUCUUCGUCUUCCUCGCCGCCGGCCUCGUGUGGUGGUAUCUCCACGCCAUCCCGUCAAUUCCAACAUGGAACUCCGGGAGCAGUGCUGCCCACGGCUACCGGCCCUCGCUGCGCGGUGACCCACUCGACUUUGGCCUGCCGCUGCGCUUCUCAGAGGCGCAGACGAAGCCGCCGGGCAGCAACUACACGUACAAGAUCAUCGUGCCCAAGACGCAGAAGGAGGACAUUAGCUGGAUGGACAAGGAGAUCCCCGAUGCGCCGCUGGUCGUGUACGAAGUCGACAACCCCAAUGCCGAGCACAAGAUCCCCAAGAACAAAGGGCGCGAGGCCAUGGUCUACCUCUCGUACAUCAUCGACCACUACGACGACCUCCCCGACACGUCCAUCUUCAUGCACGCCCACCGCCACGCCUGGCACAACAACCAGCUGCUCGGCCUCGACGCCGCGCAGAUGAUCCAGCGCCUCAACCACGAGCGCGUCGCCCGCAUGGGCUACAUGAACGUGCGCUGCCACCACGACCCGGGCUGCCCGGACUGGAUCCACAUGGACCGCCCCGGCGGCGACUUUGACUUCUUCCACAAGCCCGAGGAGAUCUACUGGCGGCGCAACAUCUGGGAGGAGAUCCACCCGGGCGCCCCGAUCCCGCCUUCCAUCUCGGGAAUCUGCUGCGCGCAAUUCGCCGUGUCGCGCCAGCGCAUCCAGGAAGUGCCUAUUGAGCGCUUUAUCCACUACCGCAAGUGGCUCCUUACAACGGGCAUGGACGACCAGUUCUCCGGCCGCAUCUUCGAAUACAUAUGGCACUACAUCUUCACCGGACAUGAAGUCCACUGCCCCGCUAUGAACACGUGUUACUGCGACGGCUACGGCAUCUGUUUCGGCGGCCAGAAGAAGUACGACGAGUACUUCAAGAAGCAGGAUGCGCGCAACGAGAAGUUUACCCAGCUGGAUAAGUUCAACAAGCGCGAGGAGGAGGCUAAGAAGGACGGCAAGGACCCCAAUUUCUCCAAAGAAGAGAUUGAGACUAUUAAUAAACUGAGGACGGAGAUUAGUGGUAUGGAUAGAGAGUUGGAUGCGCUGAGAGAGGACGCGAAGAAGAGGGGUGAUGAUCCUAAGGCGCGGAAGGAGGAGACGGAGAGUUGGGAUUCGUCGCAUAUCUGGGACUAUGCUCCGAAGAACGGUUAG
This is a messenger RNA of Alternaria infectoria, 2556 nucleotides long. RefSeq lists its product as uncharacterized. Gene Ontology annotation, biological process: transmembrane transport. NCBI's taxonomy places the organism in Eukaryota, Fungi, Ascomycota, Dothideomycetes, Pleosporales, Pleosporaceae. Gene Ontology annotation, cellular component: membrane. Gene Ontology annotation, molecular function: transmembrane transporter activity. The record is from RefSeq and is a predicted model, not a curated record. Bases 1 to 2556 code for a protein of 851 amino acids. The transcript has 6 exons.